This is a messenger RNA of Amaranthus tricolor (Joseph's coat), 1137 nucleotides long. RefSeq lists its product as uncharacterized. Bases 144 to 995 code for a protein of 283 amino acids. Gene Ontology annotation, molecular function: rRNA (guanine-N7-)-methyltransferase activity. The record is from RefSeq and is a predicted model, not a curated record. Gene Ontology annotation, cellular component: cytoplasm; cytosol. Lineage: Eukaryota; Viridiplantae; Streptophyta; Magnoliopsida; Caryophyllales; Amaranthaceae. Gene Ontology annotation, biological process: rRNA processing. The transcript is spliced from 7 exons.
CGACACACGAGAUCAGCUCCUUGUACAUUUGAGCAUGCGAAGCGAACAAACCAAUUAAUCAAUCCCAAUAACAUAUAUAAUCAACAUUUUAAAACCCUUUAUUUGUUUUUUCAUAACAGUAAAACAUUUCAGCGCGGGAAAUAAUGUUGUACUGCCGUAGCGGAGCACUUUUGUCGCCAAUUUCUUUCAGAACUUUCAUCAAACACCUUCCUUGCUAUAAAUUCACGCCCCUUAAAUUCGCUUCAAACAACCGCAACUUCAAAUCUACUGCUUCACUUCCCAAGUCUUCUCACUUUGAAGCCCUAAAUUCUCAACAGAAAGAUAAAGUUUUUAUCUAUGUCGAUGCUCUUCUUCAAUGGAAUCAGAAGAUGAAUUUAACAGCUGUUACGGAGAAGAGCCAAGUAAUGGAAAGGCAUAUCGAAGAUUCGCUUGCAAUUCUACCUCCUAUUCAUGAAAAUUACACUUCACAUUGUGGUUCUUCAAUUGAAAAUAUCAAUAUUGUUGAUGUUGGAAGUGGUGCUGGACUUCCUGGAUUGAUCUUAGCUAUUGCUUGUCCUGGUUGGAAGGUCACACUUUUAGAGUCUAUGAACAAGCGAUGCUUAUUCUUGGAGCAUGCUAUCAAUGUGACUGGUUUGUCAAAUGUGCAAAUUAUCCAUGACAGGGCUGAGAAUUUUGGACAAAGCUUGGAGUUCAGAGAGUCCUUUGAUAUAGCUGUUGCCAGGGCUGUUGCAGACCUAAGGGUUCUAGCUGAGUACUGUAUUCCUUUGGUUCGCAAGGGUGGUCUCUUUGUAGCUCCUAAGGGUCAUGAUCCUCAGGAGGAAAUCCAAAAUGCUGAAAGAGCAAUAAAUCUUUUGGGUGCGUCUGUCUUGCAUCAGCAGUUAGUGGAUUCACACGGCCCUUUUGGACAGCGAACUGCUAUUGUAUGCUUUAAAGAUCGGCGAACUCCUAAAAAAUAUCCCCGAACUCCAGGUACACCAGCAAAAAUGCCUUUAUGAAUAAUACAUAUGUAUCUCUUUAUUUCUGUCUACUAUAGUUCACCCAGCUUACCUGUGUAUUGAACAGCUUGGAAUCUAGAAUUACUAUCAAUUUAUGCACAAUGUAUUUCUUAAUAUAUGUUUAUUGUUGGUUUUGUACUAA